Molecule: messenger RNA, 3422 nt
Organism: Doryrhamphus excisus (bluestripe pipefish)
Lineage: Eukaryota; Metazoa; Chordata; Actinopteri; Syngnathiformes; Syngnathidae
Gene: drc1
Product: dynein regulatory complex subunit 1 homolog (Chlamydomonas)
Biological process (GO): cilium-dependent cell motility; regulation of cilium movement; axonemal dynein complex assembly
Cellular component (GO): axoneme; axonemal dynein complex
Source: RefSeq, a predicted model, not a curated record
UGGGUGUUUUAUGGGCAUCCCACCCGUGUGCAGAGGAUUUCCCAGCUGGAGAGACGUUUGUUGGAAUUAGUGAUCAACAUCCAAACUGAAGCUGACGCCAAAGAAUCAAUGAGAAGGUCGGAAUUGGAGGAAGCGCGGAGAAUCAGAUCAGAGAUGCUGCAGAAGGAAGCCAAGUCCAGCCAGGAGAAGUUUGAGGAGAUCACCAGUAGAUGGUCCCUUGCCGAGCAGACUGCCAUCCCUCAGGAGCUGCAGGAAACUUUGACCUGGCAGCAGCUGUUGUGUGCGGAGCUCAUUGAAGACAAAAGGAAAGUCAUAAAAGAUCUACAGCAGGAGUUGAAAUUUGGAGAUGAUCGCUACGUGAAGGACUUGAGGAGGCAGGCGGAGGAGAUGGAUGCGAUGAUGAAGCGGUCCGAGGAGCUCAUCAGUACGCUGAUUCAGGCCUACAGGGAGGAGCUAGCCCACAUUGAGAGCGUGUACCAGCAGGAACAUGACGUCUUGCUGACAAAAGAGCAGACAGAAUGGGAGAACUGCGUCAAGGAACUAUGGGACAACCAGGAAGUGAGGCUGAUGGAGAGGAGGAGGGCGGUGGAGGAGUACGAAGCAAAGAUUCAUAAUCUGAUGAUGAAUCCGGAACAGAAGUACGACGCCAUGAGGGCGGAAUACGAUGCAAAGUUUCAGGAUCUGGAAAGGGAACAUCAGCAGAUGUUGGCCGACAGCAUGAUCAGCAACAUCAAGCACAUGAAACACAAGGCUGACAGAGAUGGGUCCAGCCUGGCCCACAUGAAGAGCAGGAUCACCAGUCUGCAGACUGAACUGAAGAACCUGAGGAGCAAGUAUACCACUCAGCAGAAACGGUCGGAAAAACAGAGCAGGCGUUUGUCCGACGACUACAAACGUAGCAUUGAGCAGUAUGAACGAAUGCAACUGAGAAUCAAGCACUUUGCAGCGACUGACGCCAAGCAAUUCGAGGAAACGUGGCGUAUGCUUGACAAGGAGAUCAGGCAACAGGCCGAGAAGGCCGUCCUCAUCGACUCACUGAUAUGCAAGCACCACCUCGGUCUAGCUUGGGAGAGACCUCGGGGGGACUCCUUUGUGGGUCCAGUCCAUCUUCAGAAACAGACAAGUAUGGAACACGGGGCGACAAAUGUCAACUCUGAUGGGAUGGAUGCGGCAUCAGAGACGGAAAAGGUCUCCAUGGAGACGUUGAAGGAGCUCAUGGAGCUGCUGUGUGAUGAGUCGGGCUUCCUUGUGGAGGACAAAGUCCAGCUGCUGUCUACCUUGGACAAGGAAGAACGGAACGUUGUGAAGCUGGACGCGCUUCUCUAUGCUUUUGGCAUAGAAGAGGAGGAUAUGCCCAAAUUGGCUGCCUUCCUUCUAAAUGACCACCAGAGGGAGUCCUAUCAUGAUAUUAGCACCAAGACACAGGGAGGGGCCACCAGCUCCUCAUCUAAUCUGACCUCUGACCUCAUCCAGCCAAACCGCAUCAUGCCUGCUCUUAAGAACUUCCUCAAGCAGCACCACCGCUUCAGGAGGAUCUCCACCUCUGAGCAGCCUCGCUACUGGAGUGCCGACAUGUGGGAUUCCUCAGCAGAUAAAACCCACUGGGAGAGUCUGGCCAACAUCAUCCCUGAGGAUAAACUCAAAGUGUGGGAUGCAGCUGAGAUCAUACUAAAAAAGCACUUGGCUGUCCUUACAGAGAUCUCAGAUUGCAUGCCUGAAAUUGAGGGUCUGGAGCAGCAGAAUGCAGAACUUCGUAUGCUGCUGCAACAAAACAACUCAUGAGUAUGUGCAUUUCUCAUUAUUCUUCUUCGUUAUCUUAGUUUUAAAGCUCUAAAGUGUGAAAAAAUGUGCAAUGACUUGUUAUUAAGUCAAGCAUAAAAGGAUAUCUCACCACCACAACAUUGUCAUACAUCAACAUAAAUAACCACCGACGCAAUGUUGUUGUUGUUCUGUUUAUUUCAAAACUCAAAAAAAAAAGUAUUGCACACGUUUGUAUAAAGUGAAACCCAUGGUAAAAACAGGCAGCUUUAGUGCAAACAGUAAGUGUGUCGUCGGUGAACACUCGGAUCACAAACAGCAGGUUGAGUACAGGCAGGCAUAGAAAAACACACACAAAAAAAUGUCAUCUGAUUUUGGGUGGGGCCGACAGUUCCCAUCCGUUUCGACCAAAGACCUAUGUUGACGACGACAAAAGAAGCUUUAUCAAGACAUGCUAACAUGCGACCUGCAUGCCCUUUGAUGUAUACGGCCACAUUUGUGUGCAAAGAAAGAAAAAUUGUUUUUAAUACAAUACUUCUAUUUGCUUGACGCCAGAUUUAUGAGAGCUCAUUGUAUGAAAUAAUACUAAUUUUCUAACUAAAUAAAUAUUUUAGACGUCUUGGUUUAUUUCCUUAGCAAAAUAGACAUCUGAUUUCUUUUUCUGGAAUAUUUUCUAGAUGUGUGCAAACACUGCGUGAGCUACACUUGAUUUAAAAAAAAAAAAGCUUUAAAGUGGAAAUGUAACAAUUCCACACUAUUAUACAUUAAAUUACACCUGUAUAAUAAGAAAAUGAAAUCAUCCUUGUUGGGACAUUCCACAGUGGGGGCUACCUCAGAGAUUUAUAUAAUGUAAAACAUCAUGUGGACCAGCCAGGACACCUCAUGUUUGAUUAGCAAUUGUGUGCAUUGUACAGUCUUGGUCAAAAAUAUUGUCAUACCAAAUAUGUGAAUAUUUCUACCCAUGACUGUACGUAUUGAAAAUGGAACAAAAUUCCACUUGACACCUGUAGGUGGUUCCCUAGAGCAAGAUAACGAAUUAUUCCCGAUGUUUGGAGAGUGAAAUGAGAAAGUAAUGUAUUUCCUCGCUCCCUGCGGCUGAUGGAGAGAGCCUUCCACACUUUCAGGCGCCAAGCAGUUUCUUGACAAGGUAGCCUGGCAUGCUGUAGAGGAACAGGCCCAGCAUGACGAGCAGGAGCAGGGCCAGCACAAUCUUGAUGAUGAGCCACUUGUAGCGGUUGCACACCAGGUAGCGGAUGGCUUUCAGCGGGCUCAGGAACCACAGGAAGGUGGUGUCUGGGCGGCUUGACGAGCGGAAGAGAGGAUGAGAGACACUUAAUAUGCAUCAUAUUUAGAAUGAUUGAAAAAUAAUUCACAAGGUGGUGCGGUAAUGCAGUGUUAUGAAGUGAUGGCACAUGCUGAGUUGCCAGACUGUGGGUCAUUUUUCUUUACUAUAUUGUUGUGUCCGUUCAUGCAAUGGCCCCACUGUGGGCUACUUAGUACCUUAUAUAUUAUUUAAAGGCACAUUUAAAUGCUACCAUUAACUAUUUUAAGCACAGUUCAAAAAGUUAAUCCAAGAGAAAUUUCAAGUCAUGGUUUCUAACAGUGGUUAAAAUCAUCCCGGCACACUAUUAUUACUGUACUGAUGUCAAUCGAUUAUAAAAGCA